Messenger RNA from Rhagoletis pomonella (apple maggot), 3683 nucleotides. It is a transcript of the gene Top3alpha, whose product is annotated as DNA topoisomerase 3-alpha. Gene Ontology annotation, cellular component: chromosome; nucleus. The record is from RefSeq and is a predicted model, not a curated record. Bases 54 to 1682 code for a protein of 542 amino acids. NCBI's taxonomy places the organism in Eukaryota, Metazoa, Arthropoda, Insecta, Diptera, Tephritidae. Gene Ontology annotation, biological process: DNA topological change. Gene Ontology annotation, molecular function: DNA topoisomerase type I (single strand cut, ATP-independent) activity; DNA binding. The transcript is spliced from 5 exons.
AAUAAACGAAAUUUUCAUAAACAGGGCAGUUAUUUGAUCCUACAGAAAUAUCAAUGCAAGAAGGUGCCACUACUGCGCCACCACUUUUGACAGAGGCUGAUUUGAUAGCUUUGAUGGAAAAACAUGGCAUUGGAACUGAUGCAACUCAUGCUGAACAUAUAAACACAAUUAAAGAAAGAGGAUACAUCGGAGUGGUUGACAAAGGUUGUCUCGUACCGGGUAUUAUAGGAAUGGGUCUAUAUGAGGGCUAUGAUGCAAUGGAUCUGGCUUUAGCCAAACCCAUGUUGAGGGCAGCAUUUGAGUCGGAUUUAAAAGAUAUUAGCACUGGAAAAAAAAAUCCUAAGACGGUACUGAAUGAACAAAUUCAAAAGUAUUUGGAAGCGUACAAGCAAAUUACAGAAAAGGUCACCGCCAUGGAUAAUAAAAUGUCUUUACGAAUAAAUGAAACUCCUGCGACAAACGAAAGCCAGAGGAGCGAUGGGGGUAAUAUAACAAGAGAACUAUUUCAAUGUCCAAAAUGUUCAGUAGCUCCGUUAUCGUUGCGGCAGAAAAAAAACCAAAACAGCUAUUAUAUAGGCUGCAUGAAUUUUCCUGAUUGUAAGAACACCAUUUGGCUAUCAGAAGAGUGCUUAGAGCCAAAAGUUUUAUCGGAAACUUGCCAGCGUUGUGGACCGAAUGUAAAAUUAAUUAAAUUAAAAUUCGCGUCUAUGUACUACAAAACCUUGUUUAAAACACCUUCUGGCUGGUACAAAACAUGCUUCCGCUGUGACCAACAGUUUCAAGAUAAUUUCAAUAUUAAUCUUGAUCAAGUAAAGCGAACUGGUGGAAUUGUUGGAACUGCCACCCAAGAUUCAAAUACUAUUACGGCUGGUGUUGCUUUAUCCGCCGCUUUUAGAAAUAGUGAAACCAUUAGAGGGUCAGAAUGUCCGAGAAAUAUAAACGAAAAUCGAAAUAUGAGCAAAUCAAAAUCAAAUACUGAAACCAAACAGCUGCCACUUAAGAAGAAAACUAAAAGCACAACCCAAAGCGUUCGAACGUACUUCACAGUCGCAAGUGAACAAACAUUAAUUGAUCAGUCUUCAGUUCCUAUGGAUAUUGAAAGUUCGGUAGUUCCCGACUUGACAUUGGAUAAUUUUUUCAAUGACGGUUUCGAUGAAGUUAUGUGUGCAGUUGAUAUACAAACCGAAACCGCCACAAAUACAACCAAUAUUCCUGCACGAAAUGCAAUCAACGAGAGAGCUUCUGUCGGUUCUGAUUCAUUUAGAUCUAUAAAUAAGUGUACCUCUGGAUCUGUAAAAAGUACGAAUUCUAAUUUCGAUGAGUGCUUUCCGGACUUAAACGAUUUUAUCUGGGGUACUUCUGGACACAAAAUACGAUCUCUUAACGGCAAUGAAUAUAAAAGUAGCCAGAAUUUGCAAAGUAAAAAUCAAGACGUCAGGACGCGAUUAUCAAAAACUGACCAAUAUAACUGGGAUAAUAAAACACAACAUAAUGUUGCACCAACCACGAAUAUUCAAUGCUGUGGGUGUCAUCAGAAGGCUAAACAACAUGACAGAAUCUCUGUUUCAGGAUUUUCAAAACAAAAACAGCGUAAUCUCAGCAAUAAAAAAGUGUCGUCAUCUGAUGACCUACCAAACGAUAUUCAUGGCCAAAUAAAAAGCGAUUUCAAGAAAUGUGACUAGGUUUCCUUACAAAUGGAUGAGUCGACCGAUGUUUCAGACUCUCCGCACUUAUUAGUGUUCACCAGAGUGGUAUUUUCUGAUUUUUCUGCUAAGGAGGCACUUUUAGUCAAUCUGACUUUGGAAGGUCGUACUCGUGGACAAGAUAUAUAUAUAUAUAACGUAGUGAAAAAGAAGGAAAAUCUGAUUGCAAAAACACUCAACCUUGACAAUGGUAUGAGCACGAUCAUUCGUAUGGUGAAGUGAUUUUAAGAAGUUAUCUGAAAAUAUGAAGAUUCAAGCAUCAUAUUAAGUUUAGUGGGCAUGUGCUGCGAGUCGUACGAUUUGAAAUCGGUGCGAUUUGCAAACUAUUUUUGAUUAUUUUUAGGGAAAGUAAUAAAUAUUUCAAAUGAAAACGGCGAGAAACACAUAACUUACGUCAUAUCUAUCGAUUCAGGCCAAAUUUUGCCGUUUUGUUAAUCAAUCUCCGAAGAAGGUUUUGCAGAUCGCAUCGAUCUCAAAUCGUACGAAUUGCAGCACAUAUGUUUACAAUAAAAUGAAUGUUCUUCAUUAAAAUAUUAUGCGCUGUUAUUAAUUUAACUUAACUGUAUAAACUUUAAUAAUAAAUAAAUAUUUUAAAAGGAUCAGUUAGUAGAAUAUAUACAUUGAAUAUAAGAAGAGUGAAACGAGUUAACGCAGUUAAGAUUGAAGUUAAGCUAGGGGUGCCCGCGUAUUAUAGCGAUAGUUUCAAAGUAGCCCUUUGUCCAAGUUCUGUUGGACACCACUGAUUAUAAAGAUAAACUACCUAUUUUACUCGCAGUCGACGCAUCCAGAUUGGGUAUUGGUGCGGUGUUAUCCCAUUGUUUCGCUAAUGGUUCGGGAAAACCAAUCGCGUACGCAUCAAAUACACUUAACAGCAGUCAAACAAAUUAUUCGCAGAUAGAAAAAGAGGCAUUGGCUAUAAUAUACGGCAUGACCAAAUUUCACCAGUAUCUCUACGGAAGACAGUUCGAGCUGGUCACAGAUCAUCAAGCGCUUACCGCGUUGUUUCACCCGUCUAAAAGGUUACCGGUGAUGGCAUUACACCUUGUACAAUGUUGGGCUAUUACACUUCAGGCAUAAUGUCAUCCCAAAACGCGAAUGCUGAUGCGCUCCCACGUAUGCCACCGGGUGAAGAUCCUGCUUUUCACGAGGAGGAGAACAGCUUGUUUAGGAUUGAUGUAAAAGACCAAGCCGUGGUAAUCCAAUUUUCAAUAAAUGAACAACUUAUUAAACAAAAACCAGAAGCCGAUGAAAAUAUGUAUUUUAGGGCUGGCCUCAACGUUCGCUUGAGACAAAUCUUGAGCCGUAUUUUAAUCGAAACCUUUAUUUAUCAAUACAGAAUGGGGUGUUAUUGCUACAUACCGAAUACAUAAGAGUAAUAAUACCUAAAAAAACUUCAAAGCAGGGUAUUGACGAUGCUCCAUGAUGGACUACGUCUGGUUUCCCGGUAUCGAACAAAAUUUUUUUGGAAUAUACGACAACUGCUCCAUCUGUCAAGCGACUGCUGCACUUCCAAAGUGCGAUUUUUUCUCCUUGGCCGGAAGCCACACAUCCAUGGGAGCGAAUACAUUUGACUUCGCGGGCCAUUUUAUAAUCAUAUGUGGUUGAUUAUUGUAGAUUCCUAUUUAGAGUUUCCGAAUGUUGUUGAGUUAUAUGCAGCUACUACACCAACGACAAUAGCAGCACUCCAGCGAAUCAUAUCCGUCGAAGGGCUUCCGUGCACCAUUGUAACAUAUAAUGUAACGCAAUUUACCUCCCAAGACUUUCAACAGUUUUGCAAACGAAAUUCUAUUCAACACCUAACAACUGCACCAUUUCAUCUUGCCUCCAACGGGUUAGCAGAAAGGUUCGUACGGAGUUUUAAAGAAGCUUUUACGAAAAUUAUAAAGACAGAGCACCACACCGAGCGUGCUUUGUACAAAUAUUUUGCCACGUACCGAACCACACCUAACCCCGUACUCGGUCAAUAACCGGCAGAGCUAC